Molecule: messenger RNA, 1200 nt
Organism: Dermacentor andersoni
Lineage: Eukaryota; Metazoa; Arthropoda; Arachnida; Ixodida; Ixodidae
Source: RefSeq, a predicted model, not a curated record
GUCAAGGAGGUCUUGAUCUUGAGCGUCAUUUUGAGCGUAUGCGACGCGUACGCGACGGAAGUGGCAGCUUGUGCACCGACGUCACGUGGCCUGCAUGUACACUUCCGGAGGUUUGGAAAAACAGGUUGUUUAAGUUUCGGAAUCGUACCGAGGUGCCGGGAGUCGCUGCUGGUUUCGCUGUAGUUUCGCGUCGCUGGAACACAGGUGCUAUGGACACCAUAAACAACGAAGCGCUGAUCGUCUGCGUUGAGGCUCGGCCUGCGCUUUGGCAGGCGAAACACAAGCACCACAAAAACAAGCACAUGACGAGGUGCUUGUGGAGCGAGGUGGCGAGCAUCGUCAUGCCCGACGUUGCCGUGACAGGUAAGUGCUCGGUGUUUUAUACGGGCGUCAUGCGGGAGCAGUUUUAAUCGCGAUCGAGCCCGAUCGGGAUCGCAUUUUGUGAUCAUGAUUGCCUUGCGCAAUCUGCGUAUAGCUGAUCGCGAUCCAGAAAUUUGAUCGCACUCGAUCGCGAUCGAAAGCCUGCGUGGAACCGGUAUAUGCUGCCUCUUAGCCGACUCUCCAAUGUAUAAAACGCGUUUCAUCUGUGCAGAUGACAUCAUCACGGCGCUACAGAAGAGGUGGAAGUCCUUGCGAGAUAAAUUUCGACGGGUAUUGAAGACGCUUCAGGAAGAGAAGAAGAGCGGCGCCGGGGCAGACGAUGUUCAGGACGACGUCGCCUGGCCGUUCUUCGACCAGAUGAUGUUCCUGCGCGAUACGAUGGAGUAUAGACCGACGUCCGGCAACGUUCCACCAGUGCCCCCUUCAAAUGAGGAGGAAAAUGCUGCGGGCAUCUUAACGAAGAUGUGCCAGUUCUCCAAUCUGGAAACGCUUCAAGCGCCGACACUGUCAGGUGAAGAAUCACAAGCGGAAGCAGCGACACUGUCUACGGCGUCUGAGUCUGCAGAAUCACAGGAGAUUUUGGAACAACUUGAUUCACCGCUGCUUCAAGAAGUGCUGUACAUUCCAGAGGCUUCCGAAGCACACCACAGCAGGCCGCAAUCACAAGCGUCGCUGGCUUCAGCAGGCAGUCUUCAGCAGGCAGAGCUAGGGACGUUGGGAAGUGUUACAUCUGAAGCGACAACAUCAAGAAGGGGGAAAAGGAAAAGGAAAGAUGAGGCAGCAAAGAACCUUUUGAGUUCACCACCUGUGCAUGCCUGA